AUGGCUGCCUCCAUUACCGGCACGAGGUGUUCUUGCCAUGUGGAUGGAAGAGCGCGCGAAAUGUGACUAACAGCGUAUAACAAUAUACUGCGUAAAAUUGAAGGAGUUGGAUUCCUCAUUCAUGAUGCAGCAACCACCCAGAUUUCUCAGGCCAGGUGAUACACGUCAUGGAUGGGAAGCAGAGAAGCCUGAUUUGGACCCUGAGAACAAUACAACAUUUGUCUUCAAUCCAAAUAUCUCAAAGUCCAUCGAUCAACAGAGGAAAAGACUCCCAAUUUUUAAUGUCCGGAAUCACAUAAUCUAUCUCAUGGAGAAUUUUCAGACAUUGGUUAUCUGUGGUGAGACAGGAUCAGGAAAGAGUACUCAGAUACCACAGUACCUGAUAGAAGCAGGAUGGUGCAGGGGAGGACACAUGGUGGGAAUAACUGAACCACGUAGAGUUGCUGCUACUGCGCUUGCCACAAGAGUAGCUGAUGAACGAGGAACAAUUGUUGGGGAUGAAGUUGGUUAUUGCAUACGUUUUGAUGAUCACACAAAACCUGGUUUAACACAAAUCAAGUACAUGACAGAGGGCAUCCUUGUGUGUGAGAUGAUGGCAGACCCACUCCUCCGCAGUUAUUCUGUCGUCAUGCUUGAUGAAGUCCAUGAGCGUACUCUUUACACUGAUGUGGUCUUGGGCCUGAUGAAGAAGAUCAUCAAGAAACGGCCAGACUUGCGUCUGAUUGUAUCAUCAGCAACUAUGGAUGCAGAGGAGAUCAGUGAUUACUUCAAUGUUAAGAAGGAUGGAAAGGAUACUUCGAUCAUAUUGAGCAUUCCUGGUCGCACCUUUCCCAUUGAGGUCUUCUAUAUAAGAGAUCCAGUUCCUGACUAUGUAAGAGCUUCAGUAGAGACAGCAAUGCGCAUCCAUAGGUUAGAGGAAGCAGGAGAUAUUUUGAUGUUCCUCACUGGUCAAGAAGAAGUGGACUCUGCUGUCUCUCUUAUUAAACAAGAAGUUGCAAGUCUCAGGAAAUCAAAAUAUGAUGUCCUGGUACUUCCCAUGUAUGGAGCACUGCCUGCUGGAGAACAACUAAGAGUCUUCCUAAAUCCUGGCCACAAAACUCGGAAAAUUGUUGUAGCCACAAACAUUGCUGAAACCUCAAUAACUAUUCCAGGCAUUGUUUAUGUUGUGGACUGUGGAUUUGUAAAAUUGAGAUGCUUCAAUGCCAAGACAAGGAAUGAUUCUCUAGUCAUUGUGCCCAUAUCACGAGCAGAAGCACAGCAACGAGCCGGUCGUGCUGGGCGACUCCGAUCUGGCAGGGUGUUCAGGCUUUACUCAGAGGAUGCAUAUGAGAAGCUGACACCUCAUCUUCCAUGUGAGAUGCAAAGAACAGACCUGGCUCCUGUUGUUCUUCAGCUCAAGGCUCUGGGGAUAGAAAAUAUCCUCCGAUUUCCUUUUCUGUCACGCCCACCAGCUCAACAUAUGAUCUUAGCACUAGAUCUUCUGUAUGCUCUGGGAGCCAUAAAUGAUGAUGGUAACUUGGCUGAUCCCCUUGGCCUACAAAUGGCUGAAUUGCCACUGGAUCCCAAGGUCUCCAAAAUGCUUUUGUCAUCAGGUGAAUUUGGAUGCACAGAAGAAAUUCUGACACUGGUGGCUAUGCUUCAGAUCAAUAAUGUGUUCCAAAGACCCUCCUCUGGGAACCGAGCCCUCGAGGCAAGACGGAAAAGAAGAGAAUUUGAAGUUGCUGAGGGAGAUCUCAUCACCCUCCUUAAUGUCUACAAUGCCUUUAUCAAGGAGAAAAAGAGUAAACAGUGGUGUGGUGUAAAUUUCCUGAACUACAAGGGCCUGAUGAGAGCAUGUGAGAUUCGGUCAUCAAUGGCAGGGCUGCUUCGCAAGUUUGGGGUUCCAUCAUCCUCUGCUGCUGGUGAUGUGCAAGCAGUGUGCAGGUGCAUAACAGCAGGAUUCUUCCCCAAUGCAGCCUAUCUGCAUCAUUCUGGCACUUACCACACUGUGCGUGGCGAGCCAGGCCUCCACAUUCAUCCCACUUCUGUGCUCUACACAGAAGAGCAGCCUCAAUGGAUUCUUUAUGCAGAGGUGAUCCAUUCAAGCAAGAUCUAUGUGAGAGAUGUCACAGUGAUUGACCCCAGUUGGCUUGAAGAACUUGCACCUCAUUACUAUGAGAAGAGGAUUGAAAGACCCUUCAGUCUGUGAUCUGCAUUGUGAUUGAGUCCAGGAAGUGAAUCUUCAAGACUUUCCAAACACUCGCUGUAUUUCCAUUCUCAUCUCAUUGCCAGAUGAAUGGUUCUUCUUUUCUAACAAAUGCAAUUCUUGCUGCU
Messenger RNA from Darwinula stevensoni, 2313 nucleotides. The record is from the annotation of a GenBank genome assembly. Lineage: Eukaryota; Metazoa; Arthropoda; Ostracoda; Podocopida; Darwinulidae.